Molecule: messenger RNA, 2891 nt
Organism: Malus domestica (apple)
Lineage: Eukaryota; Viridiplantae; Streptophyta; Magnoliopsida; Rosales; Rosaceae
Product: O-fucosyltransferase 28-like
Cellular component (GO): cytoplasm
Source: RefSeq, a predicted model, not a curated record
UUAUAUUUCGCUCCCACUUAUAUUCCAACGCCAUAAAAAAUAUAAAAACAAAAAAGAAAUUAAUCAAACAUGGCAGCAACUCCCUCCCACUAUCCCCCCUCAACCCAAUCCCCUUCCCCUUUCUUUCUCUUUCUUUACAGUGCUCUGCAUUUCCUCUGCAUUUCCUCUGUUUCCCUCCUCCCCUAUGUCGAAAUCCACUAGUGAUCACAACUCAUGCGCUAGGUCGAGGCGGCGGCAUUUCGAGGCAACGGAGGGGCAACCGGGUUCCUCCACCAAGUUCGAUGACGCCAAUGCUCAUGCCGUGUUUUUCCGCCGCAGGGUGCGAAAGUUGUCCGAUUUCUCGAGCUGGCGGUUGUGCAAAUGGACUUCAAUGGUUUUGAUGGGUUUGGCCUUUCUGUCAAUGUUGGCCAAGUUUGCCUUGCUGAACACGUUUCCAGAGUUGAAGGUGAUGGAGAAAAUAAGUUUGAUUCGACCUUCACUGAUCGAAGGGACGACGACAUUGAAACAGAACAUGGUCAGAUUAGGUGACAGGGUAAAUGUGGCUAAAAUGCUCAUAAGUUCAAGUCAGACCCUUGAUAUUUGGACGCCAUCAGAGAGUUAUAACUACUACCAAUGCAUAAAUCGAGCGAAGAAGGAAUUUUUGAAUGAAACAGCCACAAAUGGCUACAUCCUUGUUCGUUCCAAUGGCGGAUUGAAUCAAAUGAAGCUCGGGAUAAGUGAUAUGGUUGCCAUAGCAAAACUUAUGAAUGCCACUCUUGUUCUACCUUCUUUAGAUCACAUAUCCUUUUGGACCGACCCAAGUGACUUUAAAGACAUUUUCAAUUGGAAGAACUUCAUGGAAGUUUUGAGAGAUGAUAUCAUGAUCGUAGAGUCUCUCCCGUCGGAGUUUGCAAACAUGAAACCCCGCCAUAAGGCUCCAGUAUCUUGGUCAGGGGCCAGUUACUAUAAACAACAGAUGGCGACAUUAUUGAAGAAGCACAAGGUUGUCAAAUUUACCUUCACAGAUUCCAGACUUGCUAAUAAUGUUGAUAGCUCGAUCCAGAGACUCCGUUGCCGCGCCUUUUAUAAGGCACUGCGCUUCGCAGUUGAAAUCGAAGAGCUUGCAAUGAAUUUGAUUUACAGAUUAAAGAACAAUGGUGGGAAAUACAUUGCUCUCCAUCUAAGGUAUGAAAAGGACAUGCUUUCUUUCACAGGCUGCAGUCACAAUCUCACUAGAGAAGAAGAUUUAGAACUCGAAAUGAUAAGGGAGAAGACGCCACAUUGGAAGCACAAAAAAAUCAAUGGUACAGUGCAGAGACACCAAGGGCAAUGUCCCAUGACCCCAAGAGAGAUUGCUGUUUUCCUUGAGGCAAUAGGGUUUCCUUCGGAUACAAAAAUUUACAUAGCUGCAGGUGAAGUCUACGGGCAAGACGGGCUAACGUCACUGCAAGCCAAGUAUCCAAAUCUAUUUUUCCACUCAAAUUUAGCAUCCGAAGAGGAGUUGCAACCUUACAAGGAUAAGCUCAACCAGCUUGCCGCAUUAGAUUAUAUUAUAGCAGUUGAGAGUGAUGUUUUCAUCUACUCCUAUGAUGGAAACAUGGCCAAAGCAGUCAAAGGCCACAGAAGAUUUGAAGGUUUUAGGAAAACAAUCAGCCCCGACAAACAAAGAUUUGUUAGAUUGAUCGAUAAGUUAGACAAGGGUAUGAUAACUUGGAAAACAUUCUCGUCCCGAGUUAAGAGGUUACACAAAAAUCGGAUGGGAGCACCAUAUCCAAGAGUGCCCAGAAUUUUGCCUAGACUGGAGGAGAACUUUUAUGCGAAUCCAUAUCCAGGUUGCAUUUGUGAAAGGACCAAUGAGCCAGCUUCAUCACCAGCAGGGAGAUGUUCAUCCAAAUGACAUUUUCCUUUAUAUAAUGUACAUACAAAGUGUAUCAUAUAUGAAGACAAUUGAAAAUUAGAUUUAGCAUGUCCUUCUUUUGUAUAAACAUUGCAUGUUACAACCCUUUCGCGGUUCUGAUUAUAGACCCCGAGACAACGAUUUCCACACUCUUGUAUUUUUCUUUUGUAGUUUUACUCUUUUUUCUAUCGUUUGAUUAUCACAAAAAUAAGUGUGAGAAUUGCAAUAUAAGAAACGAGAUUUUAAAUUGCCAACAUAAUGUAGAUUAUGGGAGAUUCAAACUGGCUUAACUCAAAUCUAUCGUUAUCUUAAAAUUUUAACUAUGACAAUUAUUACAAGGCCCACCAUGACCAGGCCCAAAUGAGAUGAUCCAGCAAGAAAGCAAAAGGGCACGUUCUACUUUGUUCCUGGAGUCUUCGUUGUUGGAAGCCUUCGGCUUUAGCAUUUUCCACCUCCAAGUCUCUUCCUCUCCUGAGAUCAGGUCCUCGCAUUCAGGUAAAUGGGUCUGGGUACACUACUUGAAGGCUUUCUGCUUCUUGCAAAUGCAGUGGCGAUUUUAAAUGAGGACCGCUUCCUUGCGCCUAGGGGAUGGAGCCUCUCAGAAUUCUCAGGGGGCAGGACAAAAUCAGUCAAGGGACAGAUUAUAGGUCUCAUCUACGCAACACAAUACUUGAGAGUUCCUCUUGUGCUACUCAAUACUGUCUGCAUCGUUCUAAAAUUGAUAUCUGGAUGAUUCCAAAUGAGGUUAUUUGUUCAGAAGAUUCGUCGAAUUGAUAUUAGGAAUCGGCCAAAAUGGAUCUCUCGUUUCUCGGAAGGCUGAAGCAUUAGGUUGAUGGAUAUUGUUUGAAUGCUGUAUUUUUGAAGUAGUUCUUGUUCCUCAUUGUUCAGAAGCUGUUUGGCUUUAGAUAUUAAUUGGGUGGUCAGGCCAUCUCAAGGUAAAAUUCAUUUUUACGGUGUAAUUUCCUCGAAGGUAUUAACUUUUCCAACAUUUUAACGCCAAAUUCGGUCCCCGUAA